AUGUCGACGCGAUCUUCCCCGUCUCUCUCCGUCUUUUCAGCAUGUGAGGUCUCCGACGCCCUCAUCAAGCUCGGCGUGCCCAACGGCGGACUCAUCCCCGACAUACACAUACUAUCCCCCUCCACCUCUUCCAACCUUAGGCUAUGCGCGCCCGCGUACACAGUCCAGAUGGUCCUCGCUUCCAACAAGAGUGCGCCAAAGCUCUCCCAGCACUUUGUCGACACCGCGACCGAGGGCUCCGUCAUCGUCGUCAGUGCACCACCCCAGGCCAAGAAUGCAGUCUGGGGAGGCCUCAUGACUGCAGGUGCCCAGGCGCGGGGCGCUGUGGGCGUUAUCAUCUCUGGCCGAUGUCGUGACCUUGCUGAGCACCGUGAUGCCGGCUUCCCCGUCUUCGCAAGAGGCCAUUCGACCGUUGGACAAUCACCGUUCGUCCGGCCAGCCGCAAUCAACGUUCCUCUCCACAUACCUACACAGGGUGUGGACGCUGACGGGCCAGACACCUUUCCGCCCGCAACUGUUGAACCUGGGGACUGGAUUGUUGCCGACGAAGACGGUGUCGUCUGCGUUCCCAAGAGUAAAGUGGAUGAAGUCGUCAGAAUUGCUCAGCAGGGCAAAGAAGUCGAUGCAAAGUGCAUGGAGGACAUAAAGGCAGGUAAAGGAGUGCAAGCCAGCUUUAAGUUACAUCGCGGAAAGUAG
Coniophora puteana RWD-64-598 SS2 is the source of this 696-nucleotide messenger RNA. Its product is annotated as RraA-like protein. The record is from RefSeq and is a predicted model, not a curated record. Bases 1 to 696 code for a protein of 231 amino acids. Lineage: Eukaryota; Fungi; Basidiomycota; Agaricomycetes; Boletales; Coniophoraceae. The transcript is spliced from 2 exons.